Messenger RNA from Diuraphis noxia (Russian wheat aphid), 423 nucleotides. RefSeq lists its product as uncharacterized. The record is from RefSeq and is a predicted model, not a curated record. Lineage: Eukaryota; Metazoa; Arthropoda; Insecta; Hemiptera; Aphididae.
AUGGCAGAAAGCAAAGAUAAACUCAAAGAACAAUCAAAAAAACUUAUAAAUGCUGCUAAACGGGUAAGCCUAGAGAUUAACUCWGAUAAAACUGAGUAUAURGUAGUGCAAAGACAUGAGCAAAUAGGCUGUCGUAACGAGGUCCUGAAAGUCAUAAGUUAUAAAUUCAAAAGAGUGCAGCAGUUSAAACAUCAUGACACAAUAAUAACACAUCAGAAUAAAAUAGGCACUGAAAUAAAAGUUAAAAUACAAGCUGCCAAUAAAUGUUAUUUUGACCAGACAAAGUUAUUAAGAUCCAGAGUAAUCUCAAAAAAUCUGAAGUCCCAAAUAUACCAGAUACUUAUCAAGCCAGUGAUGACAUAUGRCUCGGAAACUUGGACCUUGAGGAAAAUAGACGAAAAUGCACUAUUAGUGUUUGAAUGA